Chelonus insularis is the source of this 1850-nucleotide messenger RNA. RefSeq names its product nanos (gene nanos). The transcript is spliced from 4 exons. Gene Ontology annotation, cellular component: perinuclear region of cytoplasm. The record is from RefSeq and is a predicted model, not a curated record. Gene Ontology annotation, biological process: oogenesis; negative regulation of translation. Gene Ontology annotation, molecular function: mRNA binding; zinc ion binding. NCBI's taxonomy places the organism in Eukaryota, Metazoa, Arthropoda, Insecta, Hymenoptera, Braconidae. Bases 214 to 759 code for a protein of 181 amino acids.
CUUUUCAAUUUAGUUUCAGUUGAUUCGCAGAUCUGUGAAUAUCUAUUAGGUUUUAGUUGAUGAUCAAUUACAGUGUAAACAUCAUAUAAUUGUGAUCGUGAAUAGAUUAAAAAGACAUUUUCGAGUUUAGAAAGAGACUAAAAUUAUCGUGAAUUUAUAAAUUGAAAAAGAAAUAACUCUUCUUUGGUGAUAUUUCAAUAAAACUCGAUAAAAAUGAUGAAAGUUGUGGUGUUGCAACAUCAAUUACCUAUGCCUAAUCUGGCCAAUUCAUUUUUUCCCACUAAUCCAAGUCUGGAGGAUGAAUUGCGACGACUUUUUGUCAACUUUAGUCUUCAGUGUCAACAAAAUCAAUCCCAAGAUGUAACACCCAGUGUUGAAGAAAUAAGAGAUGAAUUUCGUCAAAAUGGCAAAGACUACGAAUAUUGUCCAGAAUUAGAAACUGGAGAGCUUCCAGAAUGUACUUAUCGUCGUAAAAGGAAGAAGCCACUUCCAACAGAGUGUGUUUUCUGUAAAAAUAAUGGAGAAGAUGCUUCAUACUACAAAAAACAUAUUCUUAAAGAUGCUGAUGGAAUUGUCAAGUGUCCCGUCCUGAGGGAAUAUAAAUGUCCAAUAUGUGGAACAUCGGGCGAUCAUGCUCACACAAUCAAGUACUGUCCGAUGAAUAAAAACCCCGAAGUGGUGCCGAUCAUCAACACGCUGAAGGAGAUGAGGAAUUCAACAGGAAAAAAACGCACCAACGGGUUUUCUUUUCAUCGCUAGAGGAAAAAAUAAAUUAGGCCCCUGGUGGAUAAUGUAAACCUACCAAGAUGAUAGGAUCCAUCGACAAUCAUGCUUAUUAGAAGUAGUUUGUAUACCUAGUAAUACAGUUAUAAUGUUAGUAGUAGUUGUUAAAAUAGUACUUAACUAUUGAUAUGAAGUAUAUUUUUUAUAUAAACGAUUUAUAUAAAAAUUUAUACGACACACGAAAUCAUUAGAAUUAAGAAGACAAAAGAGUUAUUUAAUUUUAUAUAUAGCGUUACUUGAUAAUCAUGGAAACCAAAUAUUUAAGUACCAAAAAUUAAAAUCAAGCUUAAAUGAAGAUUUAAAAAAAAAGAAAUCAAAAUUAUGACAGUUGAUGAGAAUGAAAGUUUAUUUUUUUGACUGAAAUUCUGGAAUAUUUUAUAAAAAUUUCAUCUUUCUAAAACUCAAUAGUUUAACACUUGAGAAUAAUUAUGAUUAUAAUUUGAAACCAUACUUCUUAUUGAUAAUAGAUAUCAUUUAGAAAUAUGUUUCGUUCAUUUAACUCAAAACCAAAACACUUCUUUAGUAUUUUUUACUUAAUUUUAAAAAUAACAAAAAGUAGUAAUUUUAAACUUUAUAAAUCUCUCAAUUAUUAAAUCGAGUAAUCAACCAAUAAAAAAUAUCUAUUUAACAAGUAAACAUGAUUGAACAAAAUAAUUACGUAUUAAUGUUUCUAAAGUAUUGAUUAAAUACAACAGUUACAUGAUUAAAAAAAAUCAAUGAAGUAAAAGUUUAAUCAUCUCAACAACGUAUUAAAAUAGUUGAGUGUUUUUUCCUACACUCUAGAUAUUUCAUGAGUUAAUAUUCCUUAUCAAAUCGUAAAAAUAUCAAAAAAUGAUCAUUCAGUUCUGAGAUUAAUCAAAAAGGUUACUUUUUUCUUAUGACGUACAAUAUACAAUAAUGUUUCGAGAAAUGAAGGAUGAUAUAAAUAUUGAGUGUUUAGUAUUUUUGAGACUAAAAUAAUAUUAGUUAUUAAAGAUUAUUAGAUAAUCAGAGAUUCUUGAGAAUCAGAGAUGAGAGACAAAGUAGAUUUAAAUACGAAACAUAAUUAAGUUGAGAUUAAAAAAAAA